Molecule: messenger RNA, 3177 nt
Organism: Tribolium madens (black flour beetle)
Lineage: Eukaryota; Metazoa; Arthropoda; Insecta; Coleoptera; Tenebrionidae
Product: cilia- and flagella-associated protein 251-like
Exons: 16
Coding region: 74-3064 (996 amino acids)
Cellular component (GO): motile cilium
Molecular function (GO): protein binding
Source: RefSeq, a predicted model, not a curated record
AAUCAGAAUCAAAUCUAGUUUGUUUCAAAAACUGUCAUUCACCACAUUUUUUUUUAAAUUUACAACUUCGACGAUGUUAAACUACUCUGAAAGUAAUGAUUUUAGAUCGCAAAUCGCUCAAGACCAGUGGUAUCAUAAGGAGAAUGUGGAUUUACCACUUCUGAACGAUUUGGUCAACGAUUCGAGUGAAUUGGGUCCCGCCAGCGUCCUCAAAGACUGCAAAUAUAACCCCCUAUUAAACCCUUUUGACAUGGAAUGGGUCUUCGGUUUCGAUAUUAGUAUUCCAGUCCUUAGCUUGACCGCAGGAGAUCGGCGAGAAAUAUUUUAUUCAGCAACGAAUGUAGGAAUUGUAUAUAAUUACUGUACGAAAAGAAUGAUCCAUCUUAGAGGACACCAAAGCAAAAUCGUGAGCGUUUCAGUGGAUAGGAGUUGUCGUUGGUUGGCCACUGCUGAUAACGGAAAAGACAACAUUAUCAUGAUUUGGGAUACACUAAACUGCUCAGUCGUAUGGACGAUUUUCAAUCAUCCCUCAGAAGGCCACGAUUUGAUCCUCAUAGGUCUAAGUCCAAACGCCCGAUUACUAAUAACCAUCACCAACGAAAACGAAAAUACCAUCAAUUUUUGGUUAUGGACCUACGGUAAAGAUAAACCAGAUGAAACCUACGUAGAUGACCGCAGUUUAGGUACAGCCAAAGCAAUCGAGUUUCAUCCCAACCUUGAAGAACACUUUAUGAUUGUUUUUGAAAAAGGCGUUAUUUUCUUUCGUUGGGACUACGAGACAGACAAAUUGGUCAAAAGUGUAAGUCCCAAAAGCCCCCUCACUACAAAAAUAGGGUAUUACACCGAUGGGACUUACGUCAAUUGUUGCCACGAAUGUUUCGUGAGCACCUCCAAAGGCUGUAUCCUCGUUUUUGGGAACACGAUUUUUGCCAAAAAUUACGCAGGAAACGAGGACUUGGACAACGAUAAAAUGUUUGUCAAAACUAUCAAAAUUGAGAAAGGAGCUUUAAAUUGUCUGACAUCAGUUGACGAAAUGAUUGUAACAGGAAAUUCAACUGGAACAAUCAUGUUUUUCGAUAAACGAAUCAAACUGCUUUAUUGGUACUCACGAAGUAUUGAAAAGUCGAUCCGAUCGAUAAGUUUCAAGCAAAAUCCACGACGAAAAUACGUUUUUGACGAGUCGCAAAGCCCAGAGGGUAGGAACAGUAGGAGUGAAGAAAUCCCUGAUUGUAUCCACGACCGAUCAGAAGAGUACGAAAUCUUAAUGAAACAAAAGGUACCAAAAGAUGCUACUCUCAACAAUCGCCCUUUUAUCAUCCGAGACUUUUUCAUUUCAACUGUUGAUGGCCAAAUUUAUUUGAUGAAUUUCUCCAAACAACAAUUUAUUUCUUUGUUUCCUACUGGCGAGAGCAGUGUUGCUGCAAUUGACGUUCAUGACGAAAAGCCUUAUGUCAUAGUUGCAUAUACCAAAGGUCAUAUUAUCAUAUUCAAUUAUGAAACACACGAAGAAGUGGUUUCGACAAAUCUGCCAGAAACUGAACCUGACACUACUAUAACCAGUAUCAAAUAUUCGCCACAAAGUCUGCAUUUAGCUUGUGGUCGAUCAAAUGGUGAAUUGUGGUUACUACAACCGGCCACUUUAGGUCAAAUUUAUGUCGAACCAUUCAGAUUUAGUAAUGACAGAGUUAUGAAAAUUGCCUUUUCACAAAAUUCUUUACAAAUGGCUUAUUAUGACUCGAACAACACCAUUUUUGGCUUUUAUUACGACUGUGAAAGCGAAGAUUGGAUUUUUAAAGGAAAAGUUCGAUCUCACUACAAAGAUGUUUGCAAUAUUUUGUUUUUAGAUGAAGAGCCUUUUAGUCUUUAUACCAUAGGAAAAGAUCGUCAUCUUAUAAGAUACACAAAUAUUGCACCCGAUGAAGAAGAAUUGGACAUUUUAACCCGUGAUCGAAUCGAGCAAAAAGACACUCCGAUUUAUUUCACUCCUUACGUCCGAAAAAAAUUCAGUAAAAGUGGAUAUUUUUUGAUUGCUGAUGAUAAGCAUAAAUAUAAAACUGUCAAUGCUAAAACAAUGAUGUGUACCGCUGUUUACUUAGGACCAGCCUAUGGCUGUUUCAAGGACAGUCCGGUUUGUAAGAUGGAGUUUCUGCCAAAAUCGGACAGGAAAUAUUUAAUUUUUAUGACAAAAAAGCAAAUUGGAAUUCAGUUAAUGUCAAUCGAUGGCAAUCCAUUCAAAUUUGUUGGCAGCCUUGGACACCCUGAAGAAUUACUAGACUUCAAAAUGUGUAAAGACGGGAAAUAUGUCUUCACUAUUGGAAAAAACGACAGAAGUGUGUUUAUGUGGAGGGUCAAGACGGCGAGUGUUGAAACAAUGAAUAUAUUGGGGGGUGUAGAGCUGCAGCCCUACUAUUGUCUUAUCGAAGGCGGAAGGGGCGGUUUUCUGUAUCAGGAAAUGCGCGAUUUGUUCUACUACAUGCAAAUCCUGCAGCAGGGUGAACAAAUUUGUGCCCCCCGAGUGGUCAGCAAUAGCAUAAAUCUGGGGGAAUUACCAGACUUGAUGAGGGCUUGUGGGUACUAUCCUUCAGAAUAUGAGAUUGAAAAUCUCCUAACCGACAUGCGUUAUAAAGAAUACGACGAAAACGGCAUGUUGAAAGAUAAAGUCACGUUUUGCGAGUUUGUCAAACUUUUUAUUAAUCAUAAACCCGCUUACGGUUACACAAUCGAGAGUCUUGAGGAGUCUUUUGAAACAAUUACGACGUUUUCGGAUGAGUAUGGAGCGUCAGAUAUGUCGAGGGAGGAUUUUAUUGAGGCUAUAACAACAACAGGGGAGCAAGUUAGCAACGAGCAGAUUUUUAGAUGUUUGAUUACGCUUUUACAUGAGACUGAAACGCCGGAUCAGUUCGGUGAGAGGGAUUUUAGCUUUAUGCCUGAUACUAUCGAUUUUGAUUAUUUGACUGAGGAUAUUCUGGGCAUCGAUAUGGAUCAAAUUGAACGACUUGAAAAAGAUGACGAUGAUAAUGAUGAUGAUGCAGGAGGAUACUAUGAAUUCUUCUAUCGCUCAUAACCGUUAUUAAAAACAUUUUUAAAUAAAAAUUUACGUGCUGAUAUUAUGAUUUCCUGUAGUCAGAAUUGUGAAUUUUUGUAAACAAUUCAAGUAAACACAAAUCAGUAAUAAGA